AUGACGACAGGCGACGCGGGAGGCGGCCUGCGGACCUCCCGAGCUGGUGGUUGGGAGGAGGGCGCCGCCACUGCUGUGACGGCGCCCACCCCCGCCACCCUCUCGGGGAGGGCCCGGGCUGGCUGCGCCCGAGGAACGGCGGGACGCCGCGGUAGUUCGGCCCGGACUCCCCUCGGCCGUGGACCCGGCGGUGGCGGCGGCACGGUCAGCAGGAAGCCCUUCGGCGCUCCCGCUGCCCGUCCGACCGCUGGACCGAGACCCCCGGCCGAGGGAGCCGGACCGACGCCGCUGGGGCCUGGUUGA
Messenger RNA from Nylanderia fulva, 303 nucleotides. The record is from RefSeq and is a predicted model, not a curated record. NCBI's taxonomy places the organism in Eukaryota, Metazoa, Arthropoda, Insecta, Hymenoptera, Formicidae.